Closterium sp. Yama58-4 is the source of this 3024-nucleotide messenger RNA. The record is from the annotation of a GenBank genome assembly. Lineage: Eukaryota; Viridiplantae; Streptophyta; Zygnematophyceae; Desmidiales; Closteriaceae.
AUGAAGUACCCAAAGGGCGCGGCGCGGCUGGCGCAGCGGUGUGCCGUCGCCACGUGGCUCUGUAUCGUCACCGUCGCUGUUUCGUAUGGAGCGGCGGAGCCCACCGCUGUGUACAUCGUGCGGUUGCGCGACCUUCCGCCGAUCUCCGCGUAUCGCGGCGGAAUCGCCGGUUACCCCGCGACGAUACCUCCUUUCGCCGCCACCACCGCCUCCGCCGCCGCUGCCGUGAAGGCCACCGCGGCGGCGUCAGGGUUGCGCAACAUGCGCCAAUCGCUGCGCCGGUGGUUCCGCCGGCGGAACCCAAACAUCCGCCUUCCGCACGUGCAGGCGUUUGCGCGGCUUCUAGGGGAAGCGCAAGCGGCCGUCGCGAAGAAAGCGGGAAUCCCGACGAACAGAAUGCUGUACAGCUACAAGUAUCUGAGCAACGGAUUCGCUGCAAUGCUGACGGCCGCGCAAGUCGACCAGCUGCGGAAAACCGCCGCUGUGGCGGAAGUGCGGCGGAGCCUCCCCGUCCGCCCCGCGGGGCAGGUGUCCUCACCAGCUCGCCGCUUGUUAACUCCCGCCGAAGCGGGAAGCGCAGAAUCAGCGGGAAUAGCAAUCGCGGCGGGGAAGCCCGCGCCUGGGGGGACUCCCGCGCCCGGGGGAAAUCCCGCGCCCGGGGGAAAACCCCCGGGAACUCCCGGGUCUGGGGGGACGCCCGCGCCUGGGGGGACGCCCGCGCCUGGGGAGACACCCGCUCCUGGGGGGACGCCCGCGCCUGGGGGGACGCCCGCGCCUGGGGGGACGCCCGCGCCUGGGGGGAUGCCCCCGCCUGUGGGGACAUUCUCGCCUGGGGGAACGCCCAUGCCUGGGGGGACACCCGCGCCUAUGGGAAAGUCCCCGCCGCCCGCGCCUACGGGGAAGCCCGCGGAUGGGGGCGGCGCGGGUGGGGGGAGCGGAAAAACGGGGACUUCACAGGACAGCCUGUUGAAGCCGCCGCUGGAGCUGUGGGCGGCAAACGGGGGGGAGGAGAGCGCGGGGGAGGACGUGAUAAUCGGGGUGAUCGACAGCGGGAUCUGGCCCGAACACCCCUCGUUCAGCGACAAUGACACGAACCCGUACGGCCCGCCGCCGGCCACGUGGCAGGGCAGGUGCGACGCGUCAGCGGACUUCCCCGCGUGCAACGGCAAGGUGAUCGGGGCGCGCUUCUUCAUCGACUCGUUCGACAACAACGGUCGCCAGCUCAACACCGCCGUUGACUUCCGCUCGCCGCGCGACGUGGACGGCCAUGGCUCCUGGUGUGCUGGCGCGGCAGCAGGCAACAGCAACGUCCCCGUCGUGUCCAGCACAGGCAAGCGCUUCGGCACCGUCUCCGGCAUGGCGCCGCGCGCGCGCAUCGCCGUCUACAAGGUCUUCUGGCUGCAAAGAGACGGCUCACUCAUCGCGGAACAAGCAGACAUCGAAGCAGCAGUGAACCAAGCGGUGGAGGAUGGGGUUGAUGUCCUCAGCAUGUCUUUUGUCAGUGACGUAGAGACCAGUUAUUUCGACGACCGGAUCUACCUCCGCGCGAAUCAGGUCGGCGUCGUGCCGAUUUUCGCCGCCGGGAACGCCGGCCCGCCGCCCGGCUACUCGGCGUAUCGCACUCUGUAUAAUUAUUCUCCGUGGUACCUCACUGUGGGGGCUGGCAACCUCGCGCAGCAGUACCAGACGCAGAUCACUCUCGGGAACAAGGUGGUGGUUCUAGGCGCCGGGCUCGGCGGUAACUCAGUAACCGCAAAGGGGCUUCCGUUGAUCGACGGCCGGUCUGCACCUGGGGACGUGGCGAGUCUCGACGAAGCAGAGCUGUGCUUUCCAGGCUGUCUGGACCCGGCUAAAGUAGCGGGCAAGAUUGUGAUGUGCCUGCGCGGCGGAGUGUAUUUGUUCGAGAAGGCCCGCGUGGUGGUGGCGGCGGGCGGCCUGGGGGUUAUUUUCGUGAAUGACCCUACUGGGAGCUCGGACGUGUAUUCGUCGGUUUCGGCAGCCACGAUCCCCACGGUGCAUCUUACAGCGGCACAGGGGGCAGUGAUUCGCACGUACAUCAAGAAAACCAAGCACUUUAGGCUCAUUAUUCUCCUCUCCCCCUCUGCUCCCGUGCUCUUCUGCUGUGUGUCACGUCACCCGCUCAGGCCUACAGCAGCCAUGGCAGCAGACUGUGUGUUCGCCAAGUCCACCAUCUCCCCACCCGCCGUAGCAGCCUUCUCCUCCACAGGACCCCCUCUAGACCCCAUGGCUGACUCAGUCCCAGGUGGCCCCAUCAACGAUAUCCUCAAGCCGGACAUUCUCAGCCCGGGAGUGGAGCUCUGGUCGGCCGUUGCCGGCGAUGUUAACGAUAAGACGAAGCCGGCGUUUGAUUUGCUGUCGGGGACGUCCAUGGCCACGCCGCUUGUCGCGGGGGUUGCUGCGCUGCUCGUGCAGAAAUUCCCCACGUGGACGCCCGCGCAGGUCAUGUCCGCGAUACAGACGACUGCGAACCCGAAUAACGACGCCGGGAAGCCGAUCACGACGGAUAAGGGGGUUGUUGCAACCCCCUGGGAGACGGGAGCGGGGACGGUGAGUGCUGCGAGGUUGGUGGAUCCUGGGCUCACGUAUAAUGCGGGCCUGCAAGACUACAUGAAUUUUCUGGCCGGGCAGAGCAAGUACAGGACCUCGGUGUUGUGGCCUAAGGAAGUGGUGACUCCCACUCCCGCGUACAAUUUGAACCUUCCGGCGUUGGUGUUUUCUCGGGUGAACGGCACGCGGGUUGCCGUGCGGACUGUGAUCAACGUUGCUACAAGUGCGUCGACGUAUAAAGCCAAGGUGGUACCUCCUGCUGGGGUGCAAGUUACCGUUUUUCCAAGCCAGUUCUCUGUGAACCCUGGAGAAUCCAAGACUUUCACAGUGACCGUGUUGAUUUCCAAGCCUUCUACAAAGUUUGCCUUUGGAAGCUUGACAUGGGAGGAUGAGCUGGGGCAUAAGGUGCGCUCUGUGUUGGCCGUGCAAUCACGCCUUGUGCUGAAGAAGAAAUAG